AUGGCUUCAUUGUCAACAACUGAAAACAACUCCACUACUACACUUCCAAUGUUCACAGGAAGUGCAACUGAAACAUUUCCUACAACAGAUGUAUCCACACAGAUAACUCAUAUAUCCUCUAGUGAAGGUACAAAUUCACCAUCAACUACAGAGUCAGCUACAACUUUAACAUCUCUUACCAAUAUAAUUUCUGAUUCGGCAGUGACUAUCACUACAAACACUAACGAAUACACAUCAAUAGACAUAACUGAACAAUCCAGUGGAACUUCAGAAGUGUCAAGAAAGACAAGUCAACAGACCCUAGUAUCUUCUUCCACACUUUUAACAGUUCCUUCAUUUCCAACAACAGAAUUUGGAACUACAACUGUAGUGACACCAACAACAGAAAGCACAAUCCGAACAAGUUCCAUAGUGUCUACAACAGGGGAAUCAGCACAUCCCACUGUUUCCUUCUCAACUGAAGAUGUCCAUUCAGUAGCACCCACCUACUCAACAUCAGUGCCCUCAAAACCUCAUCCAUCAGUCAGUUCUGAAACUACAGAAGCAAGCUCAACAGAGUACACAUCAAGUAAAAUAACGGGACAGUCUUCUGAAUCUUCAGCAGCACCAGAACAAACAACGCAGCGAUCAUCAGCAUUUCCAACCACAAAUGACCACAUGGCUUCAUUAGUGACAACAGCCACAGAUAGCACAAUCCAAACAAGUCCCAUAGUGUCUACAACAGAAGAAUCUGCACAUCCCACUGUAUUCUCCUCAACUGAAGAAGUCCAUUCAACACUAUCCACCUUCUCAACAUCCAUGCCCUUAACAAGUUAUGCAUCAGUCAGUUCUGAAACUACAGAAACAACCUCAACAGAGUUCACAUCAAGUAAAAUAACUGGACAGUCUUCUGAAACUUCACUAGCACCCGACCAAACAAGCCAGCAAUCAUCAGCAUUUCCAACCACAGAUGAAACCAUGGCUUCAUUGUCAACAACUGAAAACAACUCCACUACUACACUUCCAAUGUUCACAGGAAGUGCAACUGAAACAUUUCCUACAACAGAUGUAUCUACACAGAUAACUCAUAUAUCCUCUAGUGAAGGUGCAAAUUCACCCUCAACUACAGAGUCAGCAACAACUUUAACAUCUCUUACCAAUAUAAUUUCUGAUUCGGCAGUGACUACCACUACAAGCACUAACGAAUACACAUCAAUAGACAUAACUGAACAAUCCAGUGGAACUUCAGAAGUUGACUACCACUACAAGCACUAA
Messenger RNA from Ictalurus furcatus (blue catfish), 1254 nucleotides. RefSeq lists its product as uncharacterized. The transcript has 3 exons. The record is from RefSeq and is a predicted model, not a curated record. NCBI's taxonomy places the organism in Eukaryota, Metazoa, Chordata, Actinopteri, Siluriformes, Ictaluridae. Bases 1 to 1254 code for a protein of 417 amino acids.